Durusdinium trenchii is the source of this 1464-nucleotide messenger RNA. The record is from the annotation of a GenBank genome assembly. NCBI's taxonomy places the organism in Eukaryota, Dinophyceae, Suessiales, Symbiodiniaceae.
AUGUUUUGCACAUUAAGGUGCACUUAUUGCCGCCAUGCGCAUAAUCAGCACAAAUGGGCCGAGAUUCGAUCCAAAAUCGGCCACUACGUCUACAGUGAUCCAGAUGAUGAUUCCGUGCUGGCCAGAACGGAGCACCACCAGGUGCAGAAUCUCAUCAACUGGUCCUGGACCAAGGGUGUGAAUUUCGAAUGCAUUUUGGGCAUUAUUGCCUUAAGGCUGUUGUCCUUUGGCUACUCAGAUCCCCUCCAAUUCAACGUCUACGAUGAUCCGAAUUUUGGAGUUCUGGACUUCCUGGAUACCUUCAAUGCUCAUUCAGGCGCCCUGGAUUUGCUGACCUCAUCCUGGGCGGCAUUGCUGGCCGGGGGAUGGCCAGUCUUCAAGCAACUGCACCUGGUAAGCAAAAAGUUGAUAGAUGUUAUGGAUGACAGGCCAAUGAAGUAUCCAAACCUCCAAACACGUCCCAAUGAAUGUGACGAAAUGGACGCGGAAGAGGACUUGAAUUACCGCGAUGCUGUGGUCCAUGGACUGAAAUCUGGUGAGAUGCCGGCGCUCGGCGUCCACCUCCUGGCGAUCCGCCGUUCUUCGGGCUGCCCAGUAGGCACCGCUGUGGCUUUGCUUGGAGUCGCCCUGGAAAUGAUCCGCAGCCGCGGGAUGUACCAGGGCUCCCUGAAAGACUCGGGGAACUUGGUCUAUGCCUUGAUCCUGACAGCACAGGUGGAGUUUGGAGCACGCAAACCGGGCAUGCUGAAUAGCGCCGUGCUGCGGGAGUUCUGCGGCUGGGAAGGUGUGCUUCUGGACUCUCAACCUGGCGAGACACCGCACGGUGGCUGCUCAACGCCUAUCAAAGCAUAUCAAUCCGCCGCUCUGAGGUUCGUGACAGCUGAAAACAUUGUAGAAUUGUUCAAGAAGUACAGUGUACCACAUGACUUUGAUCUGCUCACGAUCGACACGGACUUCAAUGACUACUGGAUUUGGCGCGCCUUGCUGAUGGAUGGCACCUUUCGACCACGGGUCGUAGCAGUGGACUUCAAUCCUGACAUACCCUUGCAUGAGGCAAAGGUUGUGAGGCCGGUGUGGAUGUGUUCAGCUGGCACAUUGCCAAAGAUGCAAUCUUAUGGUCUUGAAAGAUCACAUUUGCCUCCCAAUAUCUUUUUUUCUCCGACUCGGGCUCUUUCUACAGGGAGUUUCUGUGGUACAGUUGCGCUUUUGGGAUGCCAGGUAUUCUGCGAUGGCAGAGUGGGAUGGCACCAUUUACACUGUGGGUGGGCAUUCGUGUGGCAUUCAUUUGGUGCACUUUCAUUCACAAAGCAUCGACAGUUUUACUUCGAGUCUUAUCCCAAGCUGCUUGUAGUUGCCGCUUUGAGUUCUUUCUAUUUUUCUGUCUAUUUUGUUAUUGGGUGUUGGAUUCUCUUCAUUUGUCAAUUAUUGGUUUCGGCGCAGGGUCACUUCUGGCUUAUGCCUUGA